Mollisia scopiformis is the source of this 1002-nucleotide messenger RNA. RefSeq names its product HET-domain-containing protein. Lineage: Eukaryota; Fungi; Ascomycota; Leotiomycetes; Helotiales; Mollisiaceae. The record is from RefSeq and is a predicted model, not a curated record. The annotation marks the transcript as partial. The transcript has a single exon.
AUGCAAGACUGCUGCAAUGAUCACCAGGAUUGCGCUCAGAAGGAGACCAGAGUACCCACUCGAGUCCUGGACAUUGGUUCAAAGACAAUUAAACUCCUUUCUAGCACAGGAAAAGCGGGCCGUUACUGUGCCUUAAGUCACUGUUGGGGUUCUGCUUCGCACAGCCCUCCGCGAACGACAAAGGCAAAUCUAGAAUCCAAUCAAUCGAAAAUCGAGGAGAGCUCACUUUCCAAGACUUUUCGAGACGCGAUCGUUCUUGCUCGACACUUCUCCAUUCAAUACAUUUGGAUAGACUCUUUGUGUAUCAUACAAGAUGACAAAGAGGACUGGGCAAAAGAGUCUUCAAACAUGGCUUCGAUAUACGAGAAUGCGUACUUUGUCAUUGCAGCGACGCAAGCAGAGCAUGGUGGCAUUGGCUGUUUCUCUCCUCGCCCUCCCCCAUCGGUCUCUCUGUGCCUUAACGUCGCCCAGGCGAAUGGCGAGUUCGCACCCAUAUACAUCCGGGAGAAGAAUGAUCACAGGCCUUUCAAUCCUCUAGCGGCAUACAAGGCUCGUGCUGAUCAGCGAUAUCCUCUUCUAUCACGAGCAUGGUGUCUCCAGGAGCGACUUCUUGCGACUCGUUUGAUCCACUUCUCGCGCGAGGAACUGUUCUGGGAAUGUCGGACUACCACUUUAUGCGAGUGCCGAUCCCUGAUCUCCCACGAGGAAUCUUCUUACGAGAAUCAGAUCGGUUUCAAGCGGAGAUGGGCAAUGAAUCGUGGUCUUAGAGAACUGUUCGAUCUGUGGCAUAAAACAUUGCAAUUGUACAGCUCACUAGACAUUACGUACGAAUCUGAUCGCCUUCCAGCUUUGUUGGGCCUUGCAAACCAACUUCAAGAACGAGGCUGCGGGGAGUAUAUUCACGGGCUUUGGAAAGAGAACCUUUUUGCAGACCUGAUAUGGAGAACAUCCACACGAGGGACGAGACCGAAAGAGUGGAAGGCUCCAUCUUGGUCUUGGGCU